AUGGCACCCGGCGAGGAGAAACGGCACCUUCUGAGCGAGGGUGCAGGCGGGUCCUACCUGGGGGCUGUGCAAAAGAACGGGCACAACUCGGUGCAGGAAGAGGCGCCCGCCCUGGAGCUGGGGGUGCAGCGCAGCCGGCAUUGCCACACGCGGGGGGGGGACGGCCACCCCGGCCAGCAGCAGCGGGCACGCAGGAAGCUCUACCUGGCAGCCAGCAUCUGCCUCGUCUUCAUGGUGGGGGAAGCCGUGGGUGGGUACCUGGCACACAGCCUGGCCAUCCUGACGGACGCAGCCCACCUCCUGACGGACUUUGCCAGCAUCAUGAUCAGCCUCUUUGCCCUCUGGGUCUCCUCACGCCCCCCCACCAAAACCAUGAACUUCGGCUGGCACCGGGCAGAGAUCCUGGGGGCCCUGCUCUCCGUACUCUCCAUCUGGGUGGUGACGGGCGUCCUGGUCUACCUGGCGGCCCAACGCCUGAUCUCGGCCGACUACGACAUCGAGGGUGGUGUCAUGCUCAUCACCUCCGCCUGCGCCGUGGCCGUCAACAUCGUGAUGGGGGUGGCCCUGCACCAGACGGGGCACGGGCACAGCCAUGGGGCAGCUGGUGACCAACCCAACGCCAGCGUCCGCGCCGCCUUCGUCCACGUCGUGGGGGACCUGCUGCAGAGCAUUGGUGUCCUCAUCGCAUCCUACAUCAUCUUCUUUAAGCCCGAGUACAAAUACGUGGAUCCCAUCUGCACCUUCCUCUUCUCCGUGCUGGUGCUGGGGACGACGCUGACCAUCCUCCGCGACGUCCUCCUCGUCCUCAUGGAGGGCACCCCCAAAGGGAUGGACUUCAACGCCGUGCGGGAGACGCUGCUGGCGGUGCGGGGGGUGGAGGCCGUGCACAGCCUCCACAUCUGGGCGCUGACGGCGGCGCAGCCGCUGCUCUCGGUGCACAUCGCCAUCAACGCGGGUGCCAGCGCGCAGGAGGUGCUGGAGGAGGCCAGCUCCCGGCUGCAGGGCACCUUCCGCUUCCACACCACCACCAUCCAGGUGGAGAGCUACUCCGAGGAGAUGCGGGACUGCCGGGAGUGCCAGCCCCCCCGCGACUGA
This is a messenger RNA of Calidris pugnax (ruff), 1095 nucleotides long. RefSeq names its product solute carrier family 30 (zinc transporter), member 2 (gene SLC30A2). Lineage: Eukaryota; Metazoa; Chordata; Aves; Charadriiformes; Scolopacidae. The record is from RefSeq and is a predicted model, not a curated record. Gene Ontology annotation, biological process: zinc ion transmembrane transport; response to zinc ion. Gene Ontology annotation, cellular component: plasma membrane. Gene Ontology annotation, molecular function: zinc ion transmembrane transporter activity. Bases 1 to 1095 code for a protein of 364 amino acids. The transcript is spliced from 8 exons.